GGACUGUCUUCAAGUUGUGAUGAGCAAUUCGCGGAGGACUGUGGAGUCUGUUCCUCUUUUGCACGACAACAACUACAGAUCGUCUUCUCGACGCCAGAAGCGAUACGAUAAAACGACCGAGUUUUACGUGCCAUCUCGCGACGCGAAGCAAACGCCAAGUGUGCCGCCUGGUGUCGAAAGAAAUGAAGAGAAAUAUCGGCGCCAGCGAACCGAGAGGCCUCCACCUCGAUAUGAGACAGACCCGUCGUCGUCUCAGUAUCGUUUCAGGCCGUACUUUAUAGUAACAGUGACGCUCGUCGAGGUGGUGGUGUUUGUGUACGAGAUUGUUGCGGGAGGCAUAGCGCCCGUAUCGUUUACGCCGGUCACGGAGGAGCUCGUCUCUGUGCCCAUUUUCGGACAGAACUACAAUGAGACGGUGAAACGAGGCGUCGUGUCCAACUGGUUCAUUGGUCCAGACCCCUCGUUUUUUGUGCACAAUGCUGCCAAGUUUACACUGUGUAUGAGGAAAGACACGGCUUUACUAACGAGACUAGCGCAGCAGCGGAUAGAAGAGAACUACCUGAGGUGCUGCAGUUUGAAUGACGGGUCGAAGGCAUGUGGUAUGGUUCUGCAAGAGCAAUGCAAAAGCUUUCCAACCCCCGGAACUGUGCUUGGCGGAGCGUCUCAGUGUGAUCAGUCCGGUGGGUUGUGUGAUGGUGGAGUGACACUUGGUCCAUGCUGUGUGGGUCUCGACGCCGGAUGCAUUUUGACGUCCAGAGAGAAUUGCAGCUUCCAGAAUGGCUACUGGCACUCAAAUAUUUCUCUCUGCAGAGAUGUCAACUGUCUGGCUGAUGUGUGUCGGGUGCCAGCAUUUGCGGACUCUGCUGACAGUCAGGAGAAUGCAAAUCAGUGGUAUCGCUUUAUUACACCUAUAUUCUUACAUGCAGGAAUCAUUCACAUUGUUUUAGUGCUGAUUUUCCAACUGUGGCUGGGAAUUAAAGUAGAACGACAGUUUGGAUGGCUUUCCAUUGGUAUCGUUUAUAUAAUUAGUGGCAUUGGUGGCUACCUCGUGAGUGGUAUAUUUGAUCCUCAGUCUCAAUCGGUCGGUGCAUCAGGUGCACUGAUGGGUUUGUUAGGUGUCAAGUAUGUCGACCUAUUUCUAUCUUGGAGUUGUCACUAUCAGAAACCGUGCAGAACGCUAACUGCUCUCAUUCUAGACACCAUCGUGAUAUUGAUUGUAGGAACAACACCAUAUGUGGACAACUUUGCCCAUAUCGGCGGAUUCGUGAUUGGCACAACGACUGCGUUCAUCAUCAUUCCCUACAUCAAGUACCUACGACAUGACCGAGUCAGCCGUUUGGGAAGGCGAUGGCAGUGUGGCCGUGUUAUGUGCUGUGUAGUUGUCUUUCUUCCUCUGCUUCUUUCUCUCUUCUUGAUUGGUUUCAUCGUCUUCUACCAGACUCAGAACACUGAAUUCUGUAGCUGGUGUCAUUACAUUAACUGCAUUCCAUAUGUCAAAGGGUUCUGUGAGGAAGGUUUCAGCAGUCUCGUAGAAGCAACCAAAAACUGGUAAAAAGUAGAAUACAGGAUACCAUAACUAUAUU
Corticium candelabrum is the source of this 1583-nucleotide messenger RNA. Its product is annotated as inactive rhomboid protein 1-like. The transcript has 8 exons. The coding region runs from base 20 to 1552 and encodes 510 amino acids. Lineage: Eukaryota; Metazoa; Porifera; Homoscleromorpha; Homosclerophorida; Plakinidae. Gene Ontology annotation, cellular component: endoplasmic reticulum membrane. Gene Ontology annotation, biological process: regulation of epidermal growth factor receptor signaling pathway; regulation of protein secretion. The record is from RefSeq and is a predicted model, not a curated record. Gene Ontology annotation, molecular function: serine-type endopeptidase activity.